AUGAUCGAUUAUUGCUACCUCACAAUCCGUAAGUGGAUAACAAACUUUGUCCCUGAUGAAAACCCCAUCAAAAUUCUCACCGCUUGGGUUCGCAUACCAAAUCUAGCUGUUGAAUAUUUCGAUACUAAUUUUCUUAGCAAAAUUGGUUCCAAAAUUGGGAAGGUACUCCGAGUGGACAAAACAACGGCUCAAGCAGUGCGAGGUCAAUUCACGAGACUGAGUGUUGAAAUUGAUCUCACCAAACCCCUUCUUUCAAAAUUUUGGUUGAAAGGGAAAGUAUGGAGAGUACAAUAUGAAGGCAUUAGAUUGGUUUGCUACAAAUGUGGUGUUGCAGGGCAUAACGAUGAGAAAUGCCCUUCAAAUUCACCAAGUAUUAAUGAAGAAAUCAAUAACAUCAAUGACCACCUUGCCCAGACCUCGAUCAACACGAAUGAACAAGCAAAAUCGAAACCAGAAGAACAAGAAAACUUCUGGUCAUGGAUGCUAGUCAAAAAGCCGAUUCGCAAAAGAAAUCCAAGAGUAGACAAGGCAGGUCAAGUUGCCGGUCGGCCACCCAGUGGCGGUGAAAAGACAGCCGGGAAAACGACUACAUUGAAGGAACAUGCGAACUUCUCGAACCACCACGCAAAAUCCGAAAAUAUUUUGGAAAGUGGAUCGAGAUUCUCGGCUUUAGAGAAUCAAGAUAUUGUGGAUAUACCACCAAGAGAUCAAAAUCAAACCAACACCACAAAUCACGCCGAGAUUGGCGAUAUGAUUAUGGAAGGUGAUGAUUCUACGAUCCCCACUGUUGACUUAGGCAAGGACUCUCAAACUUCACCAUCUCAGAAUCAAAAGAUUCCCUCCUUUAAUUUAGGGAAGAAUCCGCAACAGCUAAGGAGACCCAUUGUUACUAAAACUACCUUGAGGGUUUAUCAAGAAAAGCAGAAAAUUUCAUCAAAGAAUCCCCUCGUACUUUAG
This is a messenger RNA of Spinacia oleracea (spinach), 957 nucleotides long. RefSeq lists its product as uncharacterized. The record is from RefSeq and is a predicted model, not a curated record. Gene Ontology annotation, molecular function: zinc ion binding; nucleic acid binding. The coding region runs from base 1 to 957 and encodes 318 amino acids. The transcript has a single exon. NCBI's taxonomy places the organism in Eukaryota, Viridiplantae, Streptophyta, Magnoliopsida, Caryophyllales, Amaranthaceae.